AUGUUAUCUAAUAAUUAUAAUAUUUUAAAAUUUAUUAAUUUACUUAUCAUUUUGAAAACAUCAAACUCACAAUGGUUAAGUAUAAUUUCGUUUAAAUCUCGAUUUUCUUUACCAUGCGUAAAUAAUACUUUUCAUUGUGGCGAUGGCAAAUGUAUACCAAUGAACAAAAUUCAUGAUACAUAUAAUGAUUGUUCUGAUGGAAGUGAUGAAUGUAAGUUAAAAAAAAUUAAUCUUUUUUUAUUAUUUUUAACAAAAUUAGUUUGCUUUCCUGGAUAUAUUAAAUGUGGAAAAAUUUGUGUUGAAACAACUAAUGCUGACAAUUGUUUUGGAUUUGACAAUUGCUAUAAAUCGAAAAUUAUUCCAAAAUUUUGUCCUUAUCUGAAGCAAAAACUUUGUAAUGCUAAUGGCACUUUUCAUUGUAAAGGAUAUGGUGAAUGUAUUUUUACGGAAUGGAUGUUUGAUAAAAAACAAGAUUGUUAUGAUGGAAGUGACUUAGAUCCUGAAUAUGUUUCAAUAUUUAAAAAAAUUUUAAAUAAUCAAUAUCCUGAAGAAUUACUGUAUCAUUUAAAUAAUAAAGAAAAAAUCUCAUCAUCAUUUAAUACAACUAAUAAUUUAAAUAAUUUUACUUCAACAAAUUUUUUAUGGCCAAAUAAUAUUAUUCUACCACAAAAUAAAGAAAUUUUAACUCCUACAAAAUCUAAAAUUUCAUACUCUAAUAAAAAACCAAUUCAACCAGUUGAAGGAUUAGAAUUAAUGAAUAAACCAACUUUUGACAAGGUAUCAUUAAUGUUUCCAACAUUAAUACCAUACCAAAUAACUAAAAGUCAAACUGAUUAUACAGAAGAAAGCUUAACAUCUUUAGAUAUAAAAAGUACUACUAUUAAAACAAGUUUACUUCCUAUAAUUUAUCCUUUUACUUCAAUGAAUAAAAAUGUUGAUGGUCAUUUACAAACAACUAAAGGUAUUAAUUUUUUUAAUACAUCUAACUCUACUAACAUCAAAAUUGGAGAUGAAGAAUUAGAGAAAAAUAUAAAUAUUUCUGGCACAACUAAGAAAAACAUAAGUUUAGACAAUCAUUUAGAAAUAUUUAAAGAAAAUACUACAUCUCCGUUAGAUAUAUUUAUUGGGAAAACUACAAACAAGACAAAUGAAAGUUAUAAUUAUCCUAAAAUAGUGGUACCAAUUGACAAGAUAUCUAAAGAAAAUAUUAAGAUUGAUGAUAACAUAAAUGACACUUAUUUAAACGAUAUAUUUGGUGAUGAAAAGUUAAUUACAAAUGAUGAUAAAACUUCUCAAACUUCUUUUCCAUUUAAAGAAUCUUUUAAAGAGGAAAAAUUAAUAAAAGGAAAGACAUUAUCUUCAAAUAUUAUUAAUAUUCCACAAACAACUCAAAGUUAUUUAAAAUUAAAUGAAAUAGAAAAUAAAGGAUAUCAUUACAAUUUAUUCACAACAACGAUUAGUUCUCACGAAAAUACUUUAUCAGACCAAUUAAUUGAAAAUAAUAAUUUUUAUACUUCAACAACUAAAUUAGAUAAAAAUAAUAAUGUUUUAACAUCUAACAAAGAUAUACCAAUGACAAAAUCUAUAUAUCAAACACCGAAUAAAAUAACAACUAUAGAAUAUACUAAUACUUUAACUACAAUAAAGGAAGUAACUAUGGAAAAUAGUCAAACAAAAGAAAUUGAUGUCAAUGAAACAAUUCCUCAAAAUAUUAUAAAUAAAAAUGAAUAUGGAAGUUCUUUUACCACUCAACAACCUAAUAUUGAAAAAAAUAAUAAAAACAAAGUUAAAUUUUUAACAACUAAAUCUGUAAACUCAAAUAAUUUAGAAAAUAAAUUUGAUUUUCUAAAUUUAGAUAAAAUGGGAAAACAUUCAAAUAUACCACAAAAUUGGAAUUUUUUUGGUAUUCCACGAACAGAAAUAGGAGAAAAUUUUUAUCCUAAAAAUAAAUUGUCAACACAAUCUCCAAAAAUUAUAUUUAAAGAAAGAAUUUUUGAAAAGACAAAAGAUAUAGAAGAAGUAAAUAAUGAUAACUCAAUAAAAAUAAAAAUUACUACAAUGAAUAAGGAUAAUAUAAUUACAACUACUCCAUUAACACUAGAUAUACCGAAAGAUGAUGUUAAAAAUACUACUGAAAUGAUACAUUUUAAUAUUCCAAAUGAAGAAAAACAAAUAAAUAUAAAUAAUUCUAAUUAUAAUUCUAAUACAAUAACAACACUUGAUAAUAUAGUAGAUUUAAAAAAUAUUUCUUCAGAUAAUGAUAGAACAAAUACAACAUCAAAGUCAUUUAUUAAAAAUAAUAUGACAAAUGAUGAGUAUAAUAAAUGUAUUAAAAAAUUUAUGAGUGAAAAUUUUUAUCAUUAUGAUACAAAUGGUGAAUCAAUUUGUCAAUGCGGCCCAGGAGAUUCUCCUGGAUUUUUAGGUGUUUGUCAACAUAAACUACAUUCAGUUAUUCUAAAAUUAAACAUAGAAAGCAUUUGUGGAAAUGUGCCAUCAAAAGAUAUUAACAACAAAAUUAAAAGUGGUAUUAUUUCAUUAUUAAAAAAUGAGGAUGAUAUAGAUGAUGCUUGUUUUCGUUUAUCAAAGGAAAAUAACUUAAUAGCUGAAAUUUUUUGUAAAAAAUGUUCAUUAUCUUCAAUAGAAAAUAUAUUUCAAUUUAAUAAUAUGGAAAGUAAAUAUAAUUCAAAACUUUCUUUCACUCCUGGUGGAAAUGAUGCUUGUAAUAAUUCAGAGUUAAAUUUUUGUGAUAAAAAUGCUACUUGUAUACCUAUGAAUGAUAAAUAUGAAUGUAUUUGUGAUAGUAAAAAUAAUUUUAAAUUGGAAAAAUUUAAUACAGACUAUGGAAGAAAUUGUUACAGUAAUGAUCAUUGUGAUACAUUAUUUGGUAUAUGUAUAAUAUAUUGGCUACUAUUAAUACCAUUUAUUUUACUUAUGAUUUCAUGUUUAUGUUGUUUGUUGCAUAGAUUAUGCUUAAAUUAUGACAUUUAUUGUUGCAGUAAUCAGAGAUUUCAAAAUUUAAUACCAUUUUAUGUAAAACAUAAAAAUCGUCGAAAAUCUAAAAAUGUUGUAAUUGAAGAUAUUAAGGAAGCACAAAAAUGGCAUCCAGACAACAAGAGACCUAGUAGUAUUCAUUCUACUGAUGAUUAUCAAUUAAAUUCAAGAAGAAAAAGUGCUAUACUUUUUAAUGAAGACGAUUAUGUACCUAAAAAGUCACCUAAAAGUCAAACAAAUUCAAUUCAUUCUGUGGAAGAUUAUAUGAUAGUUGAUAGUGAAACAGAAGAUCAAAAAAAUAGUAUCGUACCAAUUAUAAACACACAAGCUACAAUUCACAAUGAACAAAAAGAUAGAAUAGAAAAAAUAAAUGUUGAUAAUGGUAAAGUUGUUCAAACAAAAUUUUUACCAAUUGAACAUUAUAAAAGUCAACCAAUUUUGGAAAAUACGCAUAAAAAUCCAAAUUUUUAUAGUUUAACAGAUAUCAAUAGUACUGUUAAUAGUAAUCAAUUUUUAGAUCAAAACAAUCUUAAAAUAUUUAAAAAAAAUUUGUCAAAAGAAAACAUUUUAGCAAGUAAUGUUAGUAAAGAUAUAAAACAUUCUACCACAGUUCAAACAAUUCAUAGUUCUUUAGAAAAUAUUUCUUCUAAUCAAAAUAUUAAAAUAAACAAAGUUAAUAGUGAUUCAAAUUUAAAGAUGUUUUUAGAAAAAGCUAUGGAUGUUGAUGAAACUUUUAAUAAUGAGAAUACUCAUUUUGACACAGAAAAACAAUCAAUGAAAAGUGGAAAAACAGUUCAUUCAAAAAAUUCAAGUUGUUCAUUAUUAAGUAGUCAUCCAAUAAUUGAGGAAGAAGAAGAUGAGCGUAAUGAAAAUACAUCUACAAAAAAAUCAAUAAGUUUAGAACAAUGUUUUGAUAAUGCUUUAACUUAUGACAAAAAAAAUAAUUCUGUGAAAUCUCUUCCAUAUAUAAAUAAUAAUUCAUCUAACCAUUCAAUGAUAAAUGUCAAUUUACAAUCAAUACCAAAAGUCGAAUAUAAACAAAAACAUAUAUUUAAAAAAAGAACUGCUUCAUCAGCUACACUAUUUCAACAUACAGAAAAUGACAGUAGCAAUUCAAAAACAAAUUUAUCUUCAAGGGCCAGUUCUUUGUCUAUUGAACCAUCUACAAAAGAUUUUCAAUUUGAUAGCACACAUGAAACAGUAUCUGAUAAUCUUCAUCAAAAUGAUAACGAAACAAUCUGGGAACAUUAUAAACAUCACACAGAAUUACCAGAAGUUGUUCAAACCGAUAGCAUGAAUGAAUUAGAUAGACUGUUUUCUGAAAGAUUAAAAAUAUCUUCACAAAUUAAAGAUACACAUUUAACUAAUGUUUCGCAAACCCCUAAUGUUGAAAAUAUAACUGAAUUAUCAAAACAAAAAAAAGAAACUUCAGAUAUUAAAAAUAAGGUAAUUAAUGUUAAAGAUAAUUCUGAAAAUCCCAAAGAAACACUGGCAACUAAAAAAAACCACAUGUCAGAAGAUGUAAAAAUAACUGAAGCUAAAAAAGUUGAAAAUAUGAUAGAUGACAUAACAAAUAUUUCAAACUAUAAUUUUAAAGAAGAUCAUACGUUUAAAAAUACUGUUGUUAGUGAUUCUGAUUUAAAGAUGAUUGUUAAUAACAAAAAUUUUGACAAACCUAAUAAUGUCAUUGAAAACGUUUCAAAUAACUAUCCAAAUAUUGAUAAUGAUAGUAAGUGUAUUAAACCAACAGAAGAUGUUAUAAAACAAGAAAUUUCUAAAAUUGAGAAUAAUAAACUAAACAAAGAGGAAAAAAAAUUAAAAAAUAUACCAAAAACUAUUGUAAAAAUUUCAAAACCAUCAUUAAUUGAUAAGAAAAAAGUAAUGUCAUAUUCGAUUUUAAAGGAUGAUAAAAAUAAUAAGAGAUUAAAUUUUAAAGUUGAAAAAGAAGAUAAAAAUUUAAAUGAAAGUAAACAUAAAAGAAUAACUUUAAAGCCACCAAUUCCAAAAUUCACUAAUUUAAAAUUACCAUCUUCUUCAGUUGUAAUAAAUGGUCCUCAAUCAUCAAGAUCUGUUCAAGAGAGGAAAAAAAAUGUUACAUCUCCAAUUGCAAGAAGUUCUUCCUUUAAUUUCAAUAAAUCAUCUAUGUUAAAGACUGGUUUAAAAAUAAAACCUUCAGAAAUAAAAAUUGAAGAAAAAUUACCUGUUCAUGUUAAGGUUAAAUUACCAAAAAUUGACAAGUCGCCUAAAAAAUAUUUUGAUAAAGAAAAACUAAUCAGUCAUAAUAAAAAUGAAAAACUUCCUUUGUUAAAUGUGGAAAGUGAAUCAUUUUCAAAAUUUAAAGAUCAUAGUAAAAAUAAUUCACCCCCUAAAAAUAAUCUAACAAAUUCUGAUAUUGUUAAAGAAAGAAUUAAAGAAAAAGAAGAGGUUACAUUUGAAAAAUCUAAAUAUGACUCAUUUCAAAAAAAAGAAAAUACUUUUAAUAAAUUUCCAACAGAUAUUAAGUAUAAUGAAUUAAACAAUUUAAAAAAUAUUGUCCCUGAAAAAAAUUUAAAAAGUAGUGAUAGAGAAAAGAAGGGUAUUCCUAAUGUUAAAAUAACAAUAAAAAAAAAAGGAAAAAUUGUUAAUGAAAAUGAUGUAUUAUGUGGUGUUUGUAAGGAUGAUAUCAUAAAAAUAAUACCUAAUGAUAUAGAUGAAGAACAAUUAAAAAAAAAUAAAAUUAAAAGUUUUAUUAAGCAACAAGAGAAAGCUGGAAUUUUAGUAAAAAAUCCAAAAACACAUAAACUUGCAGUUAUCAAAGAAAAAUCAGAGGAAUAUAAGAAUGUCAAAAUAAAGGAACCUUCAAAAAUUGAUUAUAAUAAAAAUAAUUUUGAAUUAGAUUUUGAUGAAACUUUAUCAACACAAAGAACAUCUAAUUUUGAAAUAUCAAGAGAAAAUAGUUUAAUACCAGUUCAUUUUGAUAGUAGAUAUGUUGGACCACCUAGUGCCAGAGAAAGUGCAAGAAUUCUUGAAGCUGAAGGUAAUUAUUACGCUGGUGAUGUUGAUUUGGAUAUGCCAAGUCCAUAUAUUUUACCAAUUACAGAAAGCGACAUUAAAAAUUGUAUAUUUAACAAUAAUGAAUUAAGAAAAUUAAAAACAAAUAUACCAUUUUUGGAUUGGGAUCAUCAUAGUGAAAUAAUUAAAAGAGAAAAUUUAAAAAACCAAAAACUUAAUCAUUCAAUGUCAGAGUCUAAUUUGCAAAAAAAACUACGUACAACUAAAAAUAGCAAAGGAAAAGAAAUUUAUGAUUUUCAUGAUAAUGAUAACAAUACUAAUUGGAAAAAUAAAAGUCGAAGUCAUUCACCAAGUACAUUUAACAAAAAUAUAUAUAAAAAUAAAGAAUAUAUAAAACAAAAGAGUAAUGUUAUAAUAAAUAAUAAAGAUUCAAUUUAUAGAGAACAAUCAAAUGUAUCAAUCUCCAGUUCAGGAGGAUAUGAACAUUGGAAUUUGUCAUAUAUUCAUGAAGGUGAUAUCAAAAAAAUUCCUCUUCCACCAUUAUCAUACUCAUAUAGAGCAUUAAAUUCAAAACAAAGGAGAGUAUAA
Messenger RNA from Strongyloides ratti, 6570 nucleotides. Its product is annotated as Low-density lipoprotein (LDL) receptor class A repeat and Insulin-like growth factor binding protein,N-terminal domain-containing protein. The record is from RefSeq and is a predicted model, not a curated record. Lineage: Eukaryota; Metazoa; Nematoda; Chromadorea; Rhabditida; Strongyloididae. Gene Ontology annotation, molecular function: protein binding. The transcript is spliced from 5 exons. Bases 1 to 6570 code for a protein of 2189 amino acids. Gene Ontology annotation, cellular component: plasma membrane.